This is a messenger RNA of Benincasa hispida (wax gourd), 598 nucleotides long. NCBI's taxonomy places the organism in Eukaryota, Viridiplantae, Streptophyta, Magnoliopsida, Cucurbitales, Cucurbitaceae. The record is from RefSeq and is a predicted model, not a curated record.
GUUCACCCUAUUUAAGUCUUCACACUACAAGAGGAAGGGAGAGAAAACAAAGGCUUCAAUUUCAUCAUCAUCUAUAGAGAGCAGCAAUGGCAAAGAAAUGGGCUUUAAUAGCUUGGCUGUUGCUCAGCUCGCUCUCCACGGCCAACUCCACCUCGUUUCAAGAAUGCUACGCCACCUGCUUUGUCAUAUGUGCCAUCACGCCCGGCGUCGCCUUCUCCGACUGCCCGUUGAGAUGCCUGCAAGCUUGCAUCAUUCCGUCUUUCCCUAUCGAUAACAACGACGUCCAUCGGCAAGAACAAAAUCAGUUCUUCUGCAAGCUCGGCUGCGCAGUUUCCUCAUGUACCAAGUUUAGCACAAAGCAAAAUCCAGCUGAAAAAGAAGUGGGGAACUGUGUGGAUUCUUGCUCUCAAACAUGUUCCAUGGAUUGAUCUGCUUCUGCUAAAUGAAGGCAGUGAACUACAUUUUUUUUUCCUUUUUCCCUUCUUUUGUUGAAAAAAUAAGUACAUAGUAGUAUAAGUAAUAUAUUGUGUUUUAUUAGAAAUGAAACUACAUUAUUGUUGGAAUUUCUUUCUAUACUAAAGAAAGAUUUUGGGUUUAA